AAAAUUUCAGAUGGUGCUUAAUGGGUAAAAAGAAAAGGAUUGUUUGUCACAGCUCUCGUUUUUUCUUCUCCAUUAGCACAGAGCGAGGUUAAUUUGGCUACAGAAGUUCAUUCAAGUAGAGCAGCUAAUUGCUGCACAUGGUCCUUCCUUUUCCUCAAAGCACGGUAGACACGGUGUCCCAGAUAUAAACCAGGGCACCACAACGCUUGCAGUAUUGUCGUAUUGCCACAGAGUGGUGGUGAAGACCUUACCGAAAGCUUCGUUGCUCAGCAGCACUGAGGUUACGUCCUUCGCUCUCAGAAUUAAAUCACUGACCUUUGAGAAUUUAGUGACCGAACAAGUACUUGUCCUCAAGACACAUAUCUGAGCGUGCAUUCCUUUACAUGAAGCUUUUCCACUCUGGUUAAAGAUGCCCAAGAACACUGCAAGUACCAAGUGAAUGAGCCAAAAUCAUAUAACCUGUCUAAAAAAUGAAAAGCUGGAUUGUACUGCUGGCUAUUGUAGUCAGCACAGCAGAAACGGAAAACCAGGACGUCUGUACCCAAGGGUAUCCUGGCAUCCCUGGCAAUCCUGGGCACAAUGGCACACCUGGUCGUGAUGGACGUGACGGUUCAAAAGGCGACAAGGGAGAUACAGGUGAACCAGGAGUUCCUGGCGUUCCAGGAAAAGAUGGUGCCAAUGGAGAGAAAGGUGAACAAGGAGCCAAUGGGACUGUUGAAGAGAAGGGGAAUAAAGGAGAUAAAGGAGAAAGAGGACAACCUGGGAAACUGGGGCCAAAAGGGGUUAUAGGGUCAGUGGGUUACAAAGGUCAGAAGGGAGAGCUGGGACUGCAAGGACAAAAGGGAUUAAAAGGAGACAUUGGACCCAUUGGCCCGAAAGGGACAAAGGGUGAAAUUGGCCAUCCUGGAAGAGUUGGUUUCCCAGGGCCAAUUGGCCCGACUGGUAAUCCAGGUCCUAAAGGUAAUAUUGGAGGUACAGGGCCACAGGGUAAUCCAGGAGUUCAGGGGGAAAGAGGCUUGAAAGGAGACAGAGGAGAAAAGGGGAAUGUAGGUGCCCCAGGAGUCCUGCCAAGGAGUGCUUUCAGUGUUGGCCUUACAGUUGACACCAAAUUUCCCCCUCCAAAUCGCCCAAUCAAGUUUGACAAGGUGCUGUAUAAUGGUCUCAAUGACUACAAUCCAGUUACUGGCAAAUUCACCUGCAGAUACCCUGGUGUUUACUAUUUCACCUACCACAUUACUGUCUACUCAAGGAAUGUCCGAGUUGCUCUAGUUAAGAACGGCAUCAAGAUGCUGCACACUGUGGACAGGUACCAGAGUGGAGAGGACCAAGCCUCAGGAGCCACCAUCCUGGAGCUGCAGGGAGGAGACAAGGUGUGGCUGCAGGCUCACCAAGGGGAGACUUUCAAUGGGCUGUUUGCAGACGCUGAUGAUGAUACCACCUUCUCUGGGUUCCUCCUGUUCAGCACCUCUGACUCACUGGAGCCACUGCCAUUGCCUACCACAUAACUCCAUGUUAUCCAUGAAUGCUGAAUGUCUGUGUCCUUCAGCCCUCCCUAAUAAAGUUGUUAUCUGCUUAA
Messenger RNA from Manacus vitellinus (golden-collared manakin), 1576 nucleotides. Its product is annotated as complement C1q and tumor necrosis factor-related protein 9A. The record is from RefSeq and is a predicted model, not a curated record. Bases 471 to 1505 code for a protein of 344 amino acids. NCBI's taxonomy places the organism in Eukaryota, Metazoa, Chordata, Aves, Passeriformes, Pipridae. The transcript has 5 exons. Gene Ontology annotation, molecular function: protein binding.